AUGCCUGUGGAAUCAAAACCAGAGAAGAAAUUGAAGGUCACCGCUUUAUGUGAACUAUGUCAUGGUCGUAAAGCGGUAAUGAAAAGACCAAAGAAUCUUCAGAAGUUAUGUAAAGAAUGUUUUUAUAAAGUUUUCGAAACUGAGAUUCAUAAUACUAUCACUGAUGCAAAUUUAUUUCAAUACGGAGAAACAGUAGCUAUUGGAGCUUCUGGAGGUAAAGAUUCAACAGUUUUAGCAAGUAUAAUGAAAACUUUGAAUGAAAGAUACAAUUAUGGGUUAAAAUUGGUAUUAUUAUCAAUAGAUGAAGGGAUUGUUGGUUAUAGAGAUGAUUCCUUAGAUACAGUUAAAAGAAAUAAAAUCCAAUAUGAUAUGCCUUUAGAAAUCGUUUCUUAUAAAGAGUUAUACAAUUGGUCUAUGGAUGAAAUCGUCGCUUGUUCAGGAAUGAGGAAUUCUUGUACUUAUUGUGGUGUUUUAAGAAGACAAGCUUUAGAUAGAGGUGCAGCCAAAUUAAAUAUCAAUCAUAUUGUCACUGGUCAUAAUGCUGAUGAUAUGGCAGAAACUGUUUUAAUGAAUAUUUUAAGAGGUGACACCAAAAGAUUAGAAAAGUCAUGUUCAAUAUUAACAGAAUCAGCCGAUUCACCUAUCAAAAGAUCAAAACCUUUCAAGUAUACUUACCAAAAGGAGAUUGUUUUAUAUGCACAUUAUAAGAAAUUGGAUUAUUUUUCAACUGAAUGUAGUUACGCUCCUGAAGCUUUCAGAGGUACCACAAGAGAAUUAUUAAAAGCUUUAGAAGCCAAUAGACCUUCAAUUAUUAUGGAUAUCAUCUAUAGUGGUGAACAUUUUGAAUUGAAAAGGAAGAAACAAACUGUUAGUUAUAAAAACAAAAAGAAAGAUGAAACUCAAAUCAAUGCUGAUGGUUCCAUUUCUUUGAAUAAAGAUUUCACCAAAGCCAACAAAUGUGAAAAAUGUGGUUAUCUUUCAUCAAACAAACUUUGUAAAGCAUGUGUAUUGUUAGGAGGAUUGGAAGCUAAUAGAGCCAAGAUAACUUUGGAUACUGACACUUCUGUUGAAGGAGCUGCUAAGUUAACUAGAACUUUAGAACAUUUAAGUUUUUAA
Yamadazyma jaroonii is the source of this 1116-nucleotide messenger RNA. NCBI's taxonomy places the organism in Eukaryota, Fungi, Ascomycota, Pichiomycetes, Serinales, Debaryomycetaceae. The record is from the annotation of a GenBank genome assembly.